Nanorana parkeri is the source of this 384-nucleotide messenger RNA. RefSeq names its product gastrotropin-like. NCBI's taxonomy places the organism in Eukaryota, Metazoa, Chordata, Amphibia, Anura, Dicroglossidae. The coding region runs from base 1 to 384 and encodes 127 amino acids. Gene Ontology annotation, biological process: fatty acid transport. Gene Ontology annotation, cellular component: nucleus; cytosol. The record is from RefSeq and is a predicted model, not a curated record. The transcript is spliced from 4 exons. Gene Ontology annotation, molecular function: fatty acid binding.
AUGGCCUUCAGUGGAAGAUAUGAGACUGAAUCUCAGGACAAUUAUGAUGCCUUCAUGAAGCAUAUUGGUAUCCCUGAUGAGCAAAUUGCCAAGGGGAAGGAAUUCAAAUACACCUGCGAAGUAGUCCAGAAAGGCAAUGAGUUUACCUGGUCCCAGAUCUACCCCGGACAUACAACAACCAACAAGUUUGUCGCUGGCCAAGAGUCUGAUAUAGAAACAAUGAGUGGAAAGAAGUUUAAGACCACAGUCAGUUUGGAAGGAGGAAAACUUGUCGUGAAAUUUCCCAAUUAUGAGCAUACUUCAGAGAUUGUUGGUGGAAAACUAGUGGAGACCUCAGUGAGCGGUGGCAUCACCUUUAAGAGAAUAAGCAAGAAGGUGGCAUAA